This is a messenger RNA of Lolium perenne, 787 nucleotides long. RefSeq lists its product as uncharacterized. The record is from RefSeq and is a predicted model, not a curated record. Gene Ontology annotation, biological process: DNA integration. Gene Ontology annotation, molecular function: zinc ion binding; nucleic acid binding. Lineage: Eukaryota; Viridiplantae; Streptophyta; Magnoliopsida; Poales; Poaceae.
GAGGAAGGCGGCGCCGUCCGACCUUGGGGGUGCGGGGUCGGCUCCAGAAGAGCCCGCCGCCGGGAGUCAAGCGGAGAAGGAGAGCACUAGCCACGUCGAGCCCACCGCCAACGUUUUUCCUCUACCCAGCAUGGCUCGCGGGGGCAUGGCGAGUGCGGCGACGGGUCCGGACGUUGCUCCGCCUGUGGUGGAGGAGGAGUCGACUGACAUUGGAUCGACCGAGGGGCAGAAGGCACCCGAAGUUGAAGAGGACAUCGUCGAGGAGGGCGGCCUGUCGGAGCCACUGAAAGAGCGCCGGUCCAAGGCCGCCAGGGACCGCGCCCCGCCCAGUGACACCGACACGCGGACGGGCGAGGUUCCGUCGACUGAGGCGGUGAUGCGAGCGGACGGGGCGACCGAGUCGCGUCAUCCGCCGCCGUCUUCAUUGACCUUCACUGAGCUCCACACGGCGCUUGGCGAGGCGCAUGUGGCGGAGAUUAAGCGGCUGACCGCGCUUGUGGAGGAGGCGGCGCAGAAGAACCGGAAGCUGAUUGCCCUGGGCACUUUGUUGCCGGAGAGCCAGCCCAAGAUCUUCUUUGGGAAUGAAGCACUUGGUAAGGUCAGUGAAGGUGUCUGGCUGGCUUUUCUUUGGGAAGAAGUAGGGGAAAAGGCGCGAAAAUGCGGCCCGAGCAUCAGCGAUACUGCGGCGGGCAAGAUCCCCAUGAAUUUCGAGGAGGGAAAGAGCGUCGAGAAGACGGUCAUCUUCGGGCUUCUAAAGUUCGAAAUCCUGACCCAUCUUCCCUGCUGA